GAAAAAGCUCAGUCCCGCUCUCCCAACCCUAGUCACGGUGCAGCAGAGCAACAGGUGCGCAGAGGUCCACCGAGAGAUCUUUUAAACAGAGGCCGACUGUGUUCUGGGUCAUUUUACUUUCAGCACCCGGCGGGACGCGCGCGUUAUUCCUAUCAAGGAGUGAACUUUGUCAACUGCAACCGGAAAGCAGAAGGAUUUUUGAUAUAUCGCAGUAGAAGGACGCCGGCUCUUUGUUGAUUAGAAACAGCAGCAGAAGUAGAAAAUGGCCAACUCCGGUCUUCAGAUGCUGGGAUUCGCACUGGCUCUUUUGGGAGCGAUCGCGUUGAUAGUCGGGACCAUUCUUCCUCAGUGGAAGAUGUCCGCUUUUAUUGGGUCCAACAUCAUCACCGCGGUGUCCAUGUAUGAGGGGCUGUGGAUGACUUGUGCCUUCCAGAGCACCGGACAAAUGCAGUGCAAAGUGUACGACUCCAUCCUUCAACUCAACUCUGCCCUUCAGGCCACCCGCGCCCUCAUGGUUGUGAGCAUCAUCGUUUCUCUGGCUGGUAUGGGUGUAGCCAGCAUGGGAAUGAAGUGCACCACCUGUGGAGGAGAUGACAAGACGCGCAAGGCCCGCAUUGCAUUGACUGGUGGCAUCAUCAUAUUAGUUGGAGCUCUUGCUUCACUCAUUGCUUGCGGUUGGUAUACCAAUGACAUCGUCCGAGCUUUUUAUGACCCUUUCACCCCCGUAAAUACAAAGUACGAAUUUGGCGCUGCCAUUUUCAUCGCCUGGGCUGGAGCAUUCCUGACUCUUGUGGGAGGAUGCAUGUUGUCACAUUCCUGCCCAAGGAAUAAAUCUACACCUCGAGCCAAGUAUCCAGUGUCCACCAAACCCCCAAGCACCAAAACGGAUUAUGUUUGAACAGGACAGGAGUCUGUUGCAAUUUAAAGGAACAUUUUUAAUAAUCCACUUGGUUAAAUCCAGAUAUUAAAAAAAGUGUAUCCAUUGAAGACGAUGUUUCCUUUUUUAAAAUGAUCUUUUAGUUUCUAUUGAUGUUACUGUAAAAGGUUAAAAAACAUGUUCCAUUUUUAAACUGUGGCUUACUACAGAGCUAAUUGUUCCUGCCAUGUCUGGAAGGGCUUGUCCAGUGAAAUUGGCACAAGGCUGAAAACUGUAAAGCACUAAAUUAAUUUAUGUGAAGCCUGCUUUUUGUGUAGAAGGUGCUCUUCACAUGCUGCAUGUUACAGUGCAUCAAUAAUGAAACGGCCUACGGAACACAUGUUUUUAGCUGUACUGGCAUUUGUAGCUUUGUUUUAUGGAAAUUCAACAGACCCACUGCAGUUUUUCAAUUUAGUCAAAUUUAACACACCUGUUUGCCAAUGUUUUUGCUGACUCAUGAGAUUGUGAAGAUUAUGAUCUUGAGUCUGACAUUUUUUAUGUGUGAAUUGGCUUAGCUUGUGUUAGUGUUUUUAUGUUUUUUUUUCUAUACGUUUUAAAUUGUGAUGUAUGUUGUACAUAAAAUAAAAUUUACAAAACUGGGUUUUGAAA
Messenger RNA from Nothobranchius furzeri (turquoise killifish), 1525 nucleotides. Its product is annotated as claudin-7-B. Lineage: Eukaryota; Metazoa; Chordata; Actinopteri; Cyprinodontiformes; Nothobranchiidae. Gene Ontology annotation, biological process: cell adhesion; bicellular tight junction assembly. Gene Ontology annotation, molecular function: structural molecule activity. The record is from RefSeq and is a predicted model, not a curated record. Gene Ontology annotation, cellular component: bicellular tight junction; plasma membrane.